AUGGCGCUUAAACCGAUGUGUUCUGUGGUUGUGGUGCAUCUUGUAGUGUAAAAUUGAAAUGAAUAUUGAAAGUACAGUGAUGUGAUUUAUAUGAAAUCUAAUAAGAAUUAAGUGUUUUAUUCGAAUAUUGGUUGAGAUAAAAGCCCAAACUAUUUUAAAAGGAAGGAACUCCUGCUUAAAUGGGAGAAUAAAUAAACACUAAUGUGGAGCAAAGUCACAGGACUACAUCAAUUUACAAGACAAACCAAUUCUCAAGCAUUUGAGUUGAAAGUAACAAACCUACGAAUCGAUGAAUCCCCAAAAUAAUAUCGACCUCUCCCUGCCCUCGAGUAUUGCUAUUUUAAAAAUGAACGAUCUGCCACAGCUUUCAUCUGUUGGCCUCCUUGAACUGGCUCAUCGAGAAUACCAAGCAGGCGAUUAUGAGAAUGCUGAGCGACAUUGCAUGCAGUUGUGGAGACAGGACCAAACUAACACAGGUGUACUUCUCUUACUCUCGAGCAUACAUUUUCAGUGUAGGAGGCUUGAUAAGUCUGCUCACUUCAGUACUCUGGCAAUAAAGCAAAAUCCACUAUUAGCUGAAGCGUAUAGUAAUUUGGGAAAUGUAUUCAAAGAAAGGGGUCAACUUCAAGAGGCAUUGGAUAACUAUAGACAUGCUGUUAGGCUGAAACCAGAUUUCAUUGAUGGUUACAUCAAUCUUGCAGCUGCUUUGGUGGCAGCUGGUGAUAUGGAACAAGCGGUUCAAGCAUAUAUAACAGCUUUACAGUAUAAUCCUGACUUAUACUGUGUUCGCAGUGAUUUAGGUAACCUGUUAAAAGCCCUUGGUAGAUUGGAUGAAGCAAAAGCAUGCUAUCUGAAAGCCAUCGAAACCAGACCUGAUUUUGCUGUUGCUUGGAGCAACUUGGGAUGCGUCUUCAAUGCACAGAGUGAAAUUUGGCUUGCAAUUCACCAUUUCGAAAAAGCUGUAGGUCUCGAUCCCAACUUCUUAGAUGCUUACAUAAAUUUGGGGAACGUUCUGAAGGAGGCUCGGAUAUUUGACCGAGCUGUAGCUGCUUAUUUGAGAGCUCUUAAUUUAUCGCCCAACAACGCUGUUGUACAUGGAAAUCUCGCCUGUGUCUAUUACGAACAGGGUCUUAUCGACUUAGCAAUAGAUACCUAUCGCAGAGCAAUAGAAUUACAACCCAACUUCCCUGAUGCAUAUUGUAAUCUAGCUAAUGCACUGAAGGAAAAAGGACAAGUUGCAGAAGCCGAAGAAUGCUACAACACAGCUUUACGUUUAUGUUCAACCCACGCAGAUUCUUUGAAUAAUCUAGCAAACAUCAAGAGAGAGCAAGGUUAUAUAGAGGAGGCAACUCGUUUGUAUUUGAAGGCACUGGAAGUUUUCCCUGAAUUCGCUGCUGCACACAGCAAUUUAGCAUCAGUUUUACAGCAACAGGGCAAGUUAAAUGAAGCUUUAAUGCAUUACAAAGAAGCAAUUCGUAUUCAACCUACAUUCGCUGAUGCUUAUUCAAAUAUGGGUAAUACUCUUAAAGAAAUGCAAGAUGUAUCUGGAGCCCUGCAAUGUUAUACAAGAGCAAUACAAAUAAAUCCAGCGUUUGCUGAUGCUCAUAGCAAUCUAGCCAGCAUUCAUAAAGACUCCGGCAAUAUACCAGAAGCUAUACAAUCGUAUAGAACUGCUUUGAAAUUGAAACCAGAUUUUCCUGAUGCAUACUGCAACUUGGCCCACUGUUUACAGAUUGUGUGCGAUUGGACUGAUUAUGGAGUGAGAAUGAAGAAAUUAGUCAGCAUUGUUGCAGAUCAAUUGGAGAAGAACAGGCUACCUUCAGUGCACCCUCAUCAUUCCAUGCUCUACCCCCUGUCACAUGAAUUUCGCAAAGCCAUCGCUGCUAGACAUGCAAACUUAUGCCUAGAAAAGAUUCAUGUAUUGCAUAAACAUCCAUACAAAUUCUCUACUGAAACUGGUGCAAGGCUCAGAAUUGGAUAUGUCAGUAGUGAUUUCGGAAACCAUCCUACAUCUCAUUUGAUGCAGUCCGUUCCUGGUCUUCAUGAUAGAUCCAAAGUCGAAAUAUUCUGCUACGCUUUGAGCACCGAUGAUGGUACAACUUUCAGGAGCAAGAUUUCCAGAGAAGCAGAUCAUUUUAUAGACCUAUCGCAUAUUCCUUGCAAUGGCAAGGCCGCUGAUAAAAUUUAUCAAGACGGAAUACAAAUUUUAGUCAACAUGAACGGAUAUACUAAAGGUGCGAGAAAUGAAAUAUUUGCACUUCGACCAGCUCCUGUUCAGGUUAUGUGGUUGGGAUAUCCCGGAACAAGUGGGGCUAGCUUUAUGGAUUAUUUGAUUACUGAUGCAGUAACUUCUCCAAUUGAACUGGCGAGUCAGUAUAGUGAGAAAUUGGCUUACAUGCCCUACACUUAUUUUGUUGGAGAUCACAGGCAAAUGUUUCCACAUCUUAAAGAAAGACUCAUUUUGAGCGAUAGAAGCAACUCGUCUAACUACAACCUUGCAGAUAAUGUAGCCAUCAUAAAUGCCACGGAUUUAUCACCAUUAGUGGAGAAUACUGAAGUUAUUGAAAUAAAGGAAGUUGUUAGAGCUGCCAAACCUGUAGAAAUCAGUCUGAAGGUAGCUGAAUUGCCUACAACUACUCCAAUCGAGAAUAUGAUUGCUUCAGGACAAGUUCAAACCUCUUUGAAUGGGGUAGUUGUGCAGAAUGGACUAGCAACUACACAGACAAACAAUAAGGCAGCAACUGGGGAAGAAGUACCUCAAAGCAUAGUCAUCACGACUAGACAACAAUAUGGACUACCUGAUGAUGCCAUUGUUUACUGUAAUUUCAAUCAGCUCUACAAAAUUGAUCCAACAACUCUUAAAAUGUGGGUCAACAUUUUAAAAGCUGUACCUAAUGCAGUUUUAUGGUUAUUGAGGUUCCCAGCAGUAGGCGAACCUAAUUUACAAGCCACCGCUCAGCAACUUGGUCUACCUCCUGGAAAAAUUAUUUUUAGUAAUGUUGCCGCCAAAGAAGAACAUGUUAGACGAGGUCAAUUGGCUGAUGUAUGUCUAGACACGCCUUUAUGUAACGGCCAUACCACGAGUAUGGAUGUAUUAUGGACAGGUACACCAGUAGUAACGUUGCCAGGGGAAACUUUAGCUUCAAGGGUAGCUGCAAGUCAGUUGAGAACCUUGGGAUGUCCUGAAUUGAUUGCAAAGUCAGAGAUUGAUUAUCAAGAUAUUGCUAUAAAGUUGGGAACUGACAAAGAAUAUUUGAAGGCUAUGAGGCAUAAGGUUUGGGCAGCUAGAACAACAUCCCCCUUAUUCGAUUGUAAAAUUUACGCACAAGGCUUAGAACUAAUUUAUUCUAAAAUGUGGCAACGUUUCGCUGCUGGUCUCAAACCUGAUCAUAUUACUGAUACAACUGUGGAGAAAUAGAUUAUUUUUGAAUAUUUAUUUAAUGUAGAUAUGUAUUUUUCUCAGUGAUAUAUUUGCUAUAAGUAAUAACUGAAAAGACAUUCGAAUGACAUUAUGUGACGUAGUGUAAUUAUUGGCAUUAACUCAAAAGUGACAUGAUUAUACCAUUGUGUGCAGCAGAUGUGAAGAAUUACUGGUAAUUUAUGAAUGAACAAUGAUUGAUAAUCGCCCCUUAUGAAGUACCUAUAAUUUGAAAAUUGUAUGCAUUCAGAAUGACGUAAAAUAUUGAAUUAUAUAAAAAAGUUUUCUCAUAUAAGAUAACUUUUCUUCAUUAAGAAAUAUAAUUGGGUUAGUUUUCUUACAAUAGAAACCUUAGUUAUAGGACUUGAACUGAUAUUGAAUCACCUUAGCCAAAUCCGAUUUUAAAUUAUUAUUCCACAAGAAAAAAAGUUUUUAAGUUAUUAUAAUUCGAGUCAAAUAAAAUUUGAACAACAAUUUUGUUUUAUUAGAAUUAAUAAUUUGGCUAAUAUUUUAUUGAUAUAAAUAUUAUAGUUACUUAUGGUCCUAGUGUAUUGGAAUAGAUAUAUACCACAAAUAUGUGAGGCUAGUAGUACAAGUGUAUAAGAUCUAA
Coccinella septempunctata (seven-spotted ladybird) is the source of this 4028-nucleotide messenger RNA. RefSeq names its product UDP-N-acetylglucosamine--peptide N-acetylglucosaminyltransferase 110 kDa subunit (gene sxc). The record is from RefSeq and is a predicted model, not a curated record. Gene Ontology annotation, molecular function: protein binding; protein N-acetylglucosaminyltransferase activity. The transcript has 2 exons. Gene Ontology annotation, biological process: protein O-linked glycosylation. The coding region runs from base 290 to 3418 and encodes 1042 amino acids. Lineage: Eukaryota; Metazoa; Arthropoda; Insecta; Coleoptera; Coccinellidae.